Exophiala mesophila is the source of this 2132-nucleotide messenger RNA. RefSeq lists its product as hypothetical. Gene Ontology annotation, biological process: retrograde transport, endosome to Golgi; endoplasmic reticulum to Golgi vesicle-mediated transport. The coding region runs from base 337 to 669 and encodes 110 amino acids. NCBI's taxonomy places the organism in Eukaryota, Fungi, Ascomycota, Eurotiomycetes, Chaetothyriales, Herpotrichiellaceae. Gene Ontology annotation, cellular component: Golgi membrane; Golgi cis cisterna; COPII-coated ER to Golgi transport vesicle. The transcript has 4 exons. The record is from RefSeq and is a predicted model, not a curated record.
AAAAGUUAAGGACAACUCAACCGCUUCAUUGAGCCACUUUUAUUCUCUUCACCACCAACUCGACUCUCACUGAAGCUGCUCUAUUGUCUAUCUUCUUCAUUCGCCAGCCCUUGGACCUCCACUACCAGUCUGCCUGCCUCAGAACCAGUUGCGCUCCUGUCCGCACCCCCCCCGAACUAUUCCACGAGGACGAAAUGCCCAGUAUGUGGCUCACAGAUAUGCAGAGUACGUUGCGACUCCAUCAGCACUGUCGAGGGUCGUAUGAGCUAAUCUAGACUAGAGAUUGGGGUGGCAUUUUGCUCAGGAGGGGGCCUAUUCUUGUUUGGUGGAGUUUUGAUGUUCUUUGAUCGCUCUAUGUUGGCGAUGGGGAAUAUCCUCUUCCUCAUCGGCCUCACUCUUAUCAUCGGUUUACAAAAGACCUUUAUCUUUUUCGCCCGGCGCCAGAAGCUCAAGGGUACUGCUGCAUUCGCCGCCGGAAUCCUGCUCAUCCUCCUCCGCUGGCCAUUGACCGGCUUCUUGGUCGAAUUGUACGGCAUUUUUGUCCUUUUCGGAGACUUUUUUGCGACGAUCGCCUCGUUCGCAGGCAACAUUCCCAUUGUUGGCCCAUACAUCCAGUUGGCAUUGCAAAAGAUAUCGGGUGGGCGCAGAAACGCUGAGCUCCCAGUCUGAAACCAAGAGCACAAAAGCACAUAUCCAUUUUGAUUGAGGACAACAAGUCUGGCCACCCAUGCCCUCAGUCACGGCGGCUGGCACACCGCGAGGAAUUCAUAAUUUCAUGGAUCCUGACUGGUACACAGUUGGCUACUUCGACAAGAGAUGUACAUGGCAUGUACAAAUCUCGAUCCCAACGGGACAUACUGGAGGCCAAAUCCGUCGCAUUUCAUUUUGUGGGAUCGAUCUCGAUUCGGAGUUUUGGCAAUGAAGGAAAUUGGUACGACAAGCCAAAGGCCUAACGCCUUGGUAAUGAUCACCACCUCUUCAUAGGGCCCCAAAACCAGAGGCACCGCCGUCAGCACCAGGCCAACCAGUAAAGGUACUCAGGCCAUGAGCAUUGACAUCCGGGGCUGUGGCCAAUAGAUCAUAUCCCAUGCCCAUGCUCCAAAGCAUGUCAUCUUCUGUUUGCCAACCGCCAAAUGUGCCUAUGGAUGCGGGUUGGCUAUGGGGAGAUAGAGUAUAGCCCUCAAAGGCCGUUCCGUUGGAGGGUUGCCCAAAAGUAGUGGGUGAAGAUGUCGAAGGGUGUGGACGGAGCAUGGUCGCAUUUGAGUCGUGGCGAUAUAUGUCUGAAUUCCGCCCGUGAGAGUGAGCACUACGAGGCGUCAUGUCUGUCUGUGCAUGACCCAUGGACUGUACUUGUUGUAAAGAGGCAGUACGUGAAUCGAGGGCGAUGGGGCGAGAGUUUGCAUCAUAGUCGUUCCUGCCCUGGCCUCCUACAGGGUUUCCUUGAACGAGAUUGCGUCUCAGGAGCCGCUCAAAACCAUCAGCCAUGCUGUACAAAAUAUGACUUCGACCGGCUCGACAGCCACGAAAUAGAGCAAUGACGUUUUCAAUCAAAGGUCUGGUCUUUGUUUCGGGAUCAAUGGUGACACCGAUGCUGGCCCAUCGACUAGACAUCUUGAUGAGGAAGACGACGGCAAAGGCGAUGACGGUGUGUAAGUAGAGAGGAACGCCGACCAUACUAUCGCGGAUGCUGGGUUCUUGCAGGACGACAAUUAGGAUUUGAUGAGCCGAGGUAAUGGCAUGAUGGGCGAUAGGACGGAGAGAGGUGGGCAGGGUGGAAGUGGAUGAGAUAGUGAAGAGCGAGCGGCCUCUCAAAGCCAGGGAGUUGAGCAUCAUGCUAGCAAAGUGGUAAUGGAGUUCGACACCUAAACGACAAAGAUUAGCCAUUAAAAACUCGGUUGAUGAGAUACCCGAGACAAGCCUUACCCACUGCCGGAUAGUCACCGACAUGUGCAUCUCGCAACAACGCAUGACGAAAUUGAUACCUCCAACGGUCCAGAUCUUCGAUGAAGCGCUGAUGGGUCAGUAAUGAAACAUCGUCUCCCUCCAUCAAUCUCUCGGCUUCGAGACCAAAAUGAUUAUAGGCCCGACUCAAGAUAAUAAAUAGAGUGACCUGACUGAGGACACGACGGUCG